This is a messenger RNA of Serpula lacrymans var. lacrymans S7.9, 273 nucleotides long. RefSeq lists its product as uncharacterized. The transcript is spliced from 2 exons. NCBI's taxonomy places the organism in Eukaryota, Fungi, Basidiomycota, Agaricomycetes, Boletales, Serpulaceae. The coding region runs from base 1 to 273 and encodes 90 amino acids. The record is from RefSeq and is a predicted model, not a curated record.
AUGUCAACAGAAGAUGAACAAGCACCAGAAGCAAGUGCAAAGUACUCUUUGCCAAUACCAAGGCUGACCGCAUCUAAUUCUCAACAGUUUACUGCAGAGAAUCCCACACAACAAAUGCCUGUGGAAGGAACAUAUAGAAAAGCCAAAUACCAGGUCAUUAACCCACAAACAACACCCUUGCUACUGCCACAGAAUAGAAGGCUGACAGAUGAAGAAAUCGGAGAUAUAUCAGCACUUGUGAAAGACCAGUUUGGAUGGAAAGACAAACCUUGA